Zalophus californianus (California sea lion) is the source of this 2798-nucleotide messenger RNA. RefSeq names its product small integral membrane protein 10-like protein 2A. The transcript is spliced from 2 exons. The record is from RefSeq and is a predicted model, not a curated record. The coding region runs from base 188 to 424 and encodes 78 amino acids. Lineage: Eukaryota; Metazoa; Chordata; Mammalia; Carnivora; Otariidae.
GGGGCGGGGGCGGUGGCGGUGGCGGCGGCCGCGGAGGCUGCGUCCCCGGCCCGGCCAGGGAAGGGGUGACCGGGGGCGGGGCGGGGCGGAGGGCACCGGCGGCCGGCGGGUCGCCUCAAGCCUCGCGUCCACCUGCCCGGCCGCUCGCGCUCCCCUGGGUCGGCGGGGCCUGCGCCGGCCCGCGCCCAUGGCGGCGUCGGCGGCUCUGUCGGCGGCGGCGGCGGCGGCGGCCCUGUCGGGCCUGGUGGUGCGGCUGUCGCGCUCGGCGGCGGCCCGCGGCUCGUACGGCGCCUUCUGCAAGGGGCUCACGCGCACGCUGAUCACCUUCUUCGACCUGGCCUGGCGGCUGCGCAUGAACUUCCCCUACUUCUACGUGGUGGCCUCGGUGAUGCUCAACGUCCGCCUGCAGGUGCGGAUCGAGUGAGCGGGCGCCGCCGCAGCCCCGGCCGGAGGGUCCCGCGCGCCGGGCCGCGACGGGCAGGGUCGUCGGCAUGGAGGACGGCCGGCGGGACGCGGCGGGGGCAGGAGGCGGGGCGGCCCGGGCCUCCGGGCCCUAGACCUGCGCGGGAGGACGCCGGCCACCCGGCCGCCGAGUCACCCGGCCCGGCCCCGGCCACGAGCCGCCCGCCCGCGGCGCGCCCGGUGACCUAUUGCACGGAAACUCUGCCAACGGGCCCUUUCCGUGGGGCUCGAGAAGAAAGAAAAAAGAAAAAAACCCGAUUCGAGUGCGGCCGACCUGUUGCCUCACGUCAGCCAGAGCCCGGGAAGCCGCAAGGAAAAAUUCCGCAGCAGGGACUUGACUGGCCCGGGUCCGCAAGGAACCGGAGUUUGUAGGUGGUGACCCACCCCUUCCGUGGCCUUGUCAAGAGACUCAAAUCCGUGCCCAGGGGCCGCCCCUGGCCCGGGGGCUGCCUGGGGAGCAGCUGGGCAAAGGGCCUGGCCGAGGAGGAGAGAAAGGACCUUCCAGGCAGAGGCCCCGAGGGCUGGGGUAGCCAGUGGUCCCCUUCUGGCAUGGGGAAGGACGCCACCCUGUCACCUCAGCUCUGCAUCUCCUAGCAACACUUUGAGGGCCUUCUGUUCUCCCCACCUGGUGUUUGGAAAAGCUGGCUCCAGGACAGGGAGAGAUGUGUCCUUGUCCUACAGAUAAGAAGGGGUGGGGCUGAAUCUGAGAAAACCUGGCACAGGUGGGGUGGGGAAGGGGAGCUCAAGGCCCCCCCUGGGGGAUCUAGGAGGAGGAGGAGGAGAGAGAGAGAGAGAGAGAGAGAGGAGAGAGAGAGAGAGGAGAGAGAGAGAGAGGGAGGUGCAGGGUAGGGAACGUGGGGAACUGGCUUUUCUUGGAGUGGUGUGGGAGGUCACAGGGAAGACUGUGAGCACUGAGAUGGACACAGGAGAGAGUCCUAGAACGCCUUGCGGAGUGGAGGUCUUUACCCACAGAGCCUGGCCUCCCCUGCCGCCCCACCCCAGGCUGGACCAAGGGCUCCUCGGCAGUUGAGUGGCACGAGCCUCUCAGUUUGGGUGGCGGGGUGGGGGUGGGGUGGUGGCGUGGCUGCUGGGGACAAGACGGACCCAGGAGGGUGAAGGCAUAAACCUGGGACGGGGCUGGGACCCAUGCACGACCCCAUCUGUCGGUCCCCGGGCUUGCCCCCCGCCCCGGCCCCGAGCCCAGGAUCCCACAGGAGAACCUCCUCUGCAUGGGCUUGAAUCGGCCCUGGAGGCCCAGGUGUGCGGCUGCCUGGCGCACCAGGAUGGCCAGGCGUGGUUCCCGAGGGGGGCCAGGAAGGACCCCGGUCCCACAGCCGCUCUGUCACUGGUUGCUCUCGGCUCCCAGGCUCUGAAUUCCUGGGACUGAAAACCCAAGCAGGCUGGCCAGCCUCAGGGACACGGUGGCCCAGUGUCAUACCUCCUGCCCUCCUCAGCCACCACGCUGGAGGCCGAGUCCUGAGUGAAGAGUUCUGCCCGCCUCACCCCGGGGACCGAGGCCAGAUGAGGCCGCAUGUGUCCCCUGCAGCUUCCCACAGACAGGGUGUGAUGGCUUCCUGCCUUGUGCCAAGUGUCCUGGGAUCCCCGGUCCCGGUGGCGCCUCCUGUACCCCAACCCUUUCCACCCAGGACCACUUCUGGGAGCCUGCCAGCCUGCCGACUCCAUCCACAGAUGUCCGGGGACAGCGUGUGAGAGCCACGCGGGGCCUCCUUGGGGCUGAUCCACAGAUGUGCCCCUUGCAAGGCCCCGUCUCACCCUCGGGGUGACCUGCUCCCCAGCUGCGGCCUUGUGGCUCAGCUGGAGCUGCCUGGGGCCUGUGACACCUCUUGCCCACAGGGAGAGGGGUGGGGGGAGCCUCAGGGCCCUGGCCCGAGACCCCUGCCCUGCGGGGCACCCCAGCCGGUGCCUGCCCUGCCCCGGGGGCCCGGAAGUCUCCGCACAGCCCCCGAGGGACUGGGCAGGGGCUGCCCUUCUUCGGCCUGUGGUCCUGCCACUGCUUUUCUGACCGGUUUGGCCUUGAGUAGUUAGCGAGCUUCUCCCCACCCCCCACCUUCCCUCUGCCCGCACUGGGCCCUGGCUGCCUGACAGGCUCUCGAUGCACUUUAUUUAAUUUGCAGUCUGUUUUCCAGGCAGCAGAGCUUCUACAGAAUCUGAGACACGGGCUGGAGAUGACUGUCACUUUCCCGUGUGUGAUUAACUGUACUGGUCAGCACCGGCUGCUCAGAGAAAUGGUCUCGUUCCUGGUGUUGUCAAAUCUUGUCACUCUAAGUUAAAAAAACAAACCCUCCCUGAGUUCAAUAAAGUAAAAGAAAACUGGA